AUGAAUGUAUUGAUGUUCUCUCAACCUGUGAGAGUUGAAAUAAUAUCUGACACUCAUGGAUUACAUUCUCAAGUUAAAGUGUCUCCAUGUGACAUUUUAAUUUGCUGUGGCGACCAUCUUAACUUUGUCACAACCGACGAAAUUCACACAUUUUAUACUUGGUUAAGUAAACAACCAGCAAAGUAUAUUAUUCAGGUACUGGGUAACCACGAAGAAGACAUUCGAAAGCACAAAUUAUGGCCUACAAUUGCUCAAAUAGUCCCAAAUAUUAUACUCUUAGACAACGACGUUGCAACAAUCGAAGGCAUCACCUUUUAUGGUAUAGGUUCUGGUGUUCUUUCUCUUCUUGAAAUGCAAUCUCAGUCAAAGCUCAAAGGCAAAAUCGACGUUGUCAUAAGCCAUGACCCCCCAUACAAAAUUUUAGACCAAAGCGACCCAUUCCCAAAUAGUCCACAAGAACCACCACAAGGCUCGAAACUACUUUUCAACGAAGUGAAACGCAUCAAAGCUAAAAUGCACUGUUUUGGCCACAUCCACAACUGUUACCGGUAUGUUGAAAAAUAUGGGAGGUUGUAUGUCAACGCUGCGAUGAAAAUCAAUCCACCCCAAAGUAAAAGAGGGCAAAAAGAGUUCUCGCAGACCACGCCAUUUUCUUUCACUUACCGUGACUCGACUUUCACCCCAUGCACCUUGUAA
Molecule: messenger RNA, 696 nt
Organism: Entamoeba invadens IP1
Lineage: Eukaryota; Evosea; Mastigamoebida; Endamoebidae
Exons: 1
Coding region: 1-696 (231 amino acids)
Molecular function (GO): hydrolase activity
Source: RefSeq, a predicted model, not a curated record